Propithecus coquereli (Coquerel's sifaka) is the source of this 1525-nucleotide messenger RNA. RefSeq names its product heparan sulfate (glucosamine) 3-O-sulfotransferase 1 (gene HS3ST1). The record is from RefSeq and is a predicted model, not a curated record. The transcript is spliced from 2 exons. Bases 301 to 1236 code for a protein of 311 amino acids. Gene Ontology annotation, molecular function: [heparan sulfate]-glucosamine 3-sulfotransferase activity. NCBI's taxonomy places the organism in Eukaryota, Metazoa, Chordata, Mammalia, Primates, Indriidae.
CCUCAGCGCACUGGCAGGCACGAGCCGCCGCCACCGCCGGGUCUCAGCGGGUGCCCGCGCCACUUCUCCUGUCCACCCCGAGGCGUCCUGAAAUUCGCUCCACCCGCCGUGGGUGCGCAGCAGUGCUGCCCAUGGCCCAGCCCGAGAACCUGUUUAGAGCGCCCGACGGGCUGGACGGCUGCGCGGCUCAGUAACUGGCGGCCUGCGGCACCCAUGUGCCACUGAUCAGGAGACAUUCCCCGCUGCAGCGCUUCAUGACCCAGCGGCGCGCGGCCCAGUGAAGCCACAGUGGUGUCCGGCAUGGCCGCGCUGCUCCUGGGCGCGGUGCUACUGGUGGCCCAGCCCCAGCUAGUGCCUUCUCGCCCCGCCGCCCCUGGGGUCGAGGCGGGUCAGCAGGAGCUUCUGCGGAAAGCGGGGACCCUCCAGGAUGACGUCCGAGAUGGUGCUGCUCCCAACGGCUCUGCCCAGCAGCUGCCGCAGACCAUCAUCAUCGGCGUGCGCAAAGGCGGGACCCGCGCGCUGCUGGAGAUGCUCAGCCUGCACCCCGACGUGGCGGCCGCCGAGAACGAGGUCCACUUCUUCGACUGGGAGGAGCAUUACAGCCAGGGCCUGGGCUGGUACCUCAGCCAGAUGCCCUUCUCCUCCCCGCGCCAGCUCACGGUGGAAAAGACCCCCGCUUACUUCACGUCGCCCAAAGUGCCUGAGAGAGUCCACAGCAUGAACCCGGCCAUCCGGCUGCUGCUUAUCCUGCGGGACCCGUCGGAGCGCGUGCUGUCCGACUACACCCAAGUGUUCUACAACCACGUGCAGAAGCGCAAGCCCUACCCGUCCAUCGAGGAGUUCCUGGUGCGAGACGGCCGACUCAACGUGGACUACAAGGCCCUCAACCGCAGCCUGUACCACGUGCACAUGCAGAACUGGCUGCGCUUCUUCCCGCUGCGCCACAUCCACAUCGUCGACGGCGACCGCCUCAUCAGGGACCCUUUCCCCGAGAUCCAAAAGGUCGAGAGGUUCCUGAAGCUGUCGCCGCAGAUCAAUGCCUCGAACUUCUACUUUAACAAAACCAAGGGCUUUUACUGCCUGCGGGACAGUGGCCGGGACCGCUGCUUGCACGAGUCCAAAGGCCGGGCCCACCCUCAAGUCGAUCCCAAACUACUCAACAAACUGCACGAAUAUUUUCACGAGCCAAAUAAGAAAUUCUUCGAGCUUGUCGGCAGAACAUUUGACUGGCACUGAUUUGCAAUAAAUUAGGCUCGGAAACUUUCCUAUUGUAAGUUCUGGUGUACAUCUACGGGGGGAGAAAGGAUUUUAAAAAGGCAUUUAAGCUAUAAUUUAUUUGUAAAAUCCAUAAAUUACUUCUGUACAGUAUUAGAUUCACAAUUGCCAUAUAUACUAGUUAUAUUUUUCUACUUGUUAAAUGGAGGGCAUUUUGUAUUGUUUUUCAUGGUUGUUAACAUUGUGUAAUAUGUCUCUAUAUGAAGGAACUAAAAUAUUUCACUGCAACAAAAAAAAAAAAAAGAUUUUU